Molecule: messenger RNA, 660 nt
Organism: Helianthus annuus (common sunflower)
Lineage: Eukaryota; Viridiplantae; Streptophyta; Magnoliopsida; Asterales; Asteraceae
Product: putative wall-associated receptor kinase-like 16
Exons: 1
Coding region: 1-660 (219 amino acids)
Biological process (GO): protein phosphorylation; cell surface receptor signaling pathway
Cellular component (GO): plasma membrane
Molecular function (GO): ATP binding; protein serine/threonine kinase activity
Source: RefSeq, a predicted model, not a curated record
AUGACUUUGUUUAGCAUUGAACAGCUUAGAAAAGCGAUUAAUAAUUAUUCUCAAGAUCAAUUUAUUGGUAAAGGUGGCUAUGGUGUAGUGUAUAAAGGAGUUCUGGCGGGUAAGCGUGUAGUCGUGAUAAAAAAGUCUAAACUAGUGGAUGAAAGCCAAGCUGAGCAAUUCAUCAAUGAAGUCUUGAUGCUUACUCAAGUCAUUCAUCGAAAUGUAGUGAAGCUUUUGGGUUGUUGCUUGGAAGAGGAAGUCCCGAUACUAGUUUAUGAGUUUAUCUCCAAUAACACUCUUUUCCAUCGCAUUCAUCAAAGAUUGGGUGGAAUGAAUUGGUUAUCUUGGGAAAAUCGAUUGAGAGUAGCCACCGAAGCUGCAAAUGCACUUGGGUACCUUCAUUCAGAAAUUACUAUGCCAAUUAUACACAGAGAUGUCAAGUCUACCAACAUACUAUUAGAUGAGAACUACACAGCAAAAAUUUUAGAUUUUGGUGCGUCCAAGUUAGUCCCAGUAGAUCACGACCAAGUAACUACUCUUAUUCAAGGAACGUUAGGGUAUUUGGAUCCUGAAUACUUCAACUCAAGCCAACUAACUGAGAAAAGUGAUGUAUACAGCUUUGGAGUUGUACUUGCAGAACUGAUAACCGGGAAAAAACCAAUUGGUUAA